Molecule: messenger RNA, 493 nt
Organism: Diatraea saccharalis (sugarcane borer)
Lineage: Eukaryota; Metazoa; Arthropoda; Insecta; Lepidoptera; Crambidae
Source: the annotation of a GenBank genome assembly
ACACUUGGAUAAAAAAAGUCCGUAAGUAUUUUUUGUUUAUAAACGUGUUUCUACAAAUAGUUACGAAUCACUAUAUUCCACAACAAAAUAAAAUAUAUACCUACUCAAAGGACAAUUGUUAACAACUAAUAGAGUUCCCUACUAGAAAAUGGCACAAGCCACACUACCUAAUCCAAAUACAUUGUUACCAUUGGAACUUGUCGACAAGUGCAUAGGUUCACGUAUUCACAUUAUAAUGAAAAAUGAUAAAGAAAUGGUGGGGACGUUACAAGGAUUUGACGAUUUUGUCAAUAUGUUAUUAGACGACGUCACCGAAUAUGAAUCAACACCAGAAGGAAGGAAAAUCACAAAGUUGGAUCAAAUUUUAUUGAAUGGAAACAACAUAGCAAUGUUGGUGCCGGGCGGAGAAAUGCCUGGAGAAGCAUAUGAUGGAUAAUAAAUUUGUACAAGUGUAUUUUAAGUUGGUAUAAGUGUUAAAUAUAUUUUGUUCUAC